AUGACUCGCCACAAAAAGACAGCACGAAAGUCCAACCCUCCAGUCAAGUUGGAAGGCACAAACCUCUUGAUACACCCAAAGUACAAUGAUCAGACGGCUGAUUGCGUCUUGAUUAGCUCGGAUGGCUAUAUAUUCUUUGUCGCUUCUCACUUCGUUCUCAGUGCGAGAAUCGAAUUCGUCGAUAGUCAGAUCGAACAUUCCAGUAUCAUCUAUUUCUUCCUGGACCUUGCGACGGGUACGGAUGAAACGAAGUCUUACGACGACCCCUACGAGAUUUCCAACCUGCUUGAAUUCUGCCGCAAGUGGAUAGUCUCAAAUACCAUCCGUCAAGCUGCUCUUGGGAAGCUCUUGGCAUUCGAAGACCUAGGCGACAUGGUCUUUGCUUUCGUCCUCGCUCUCAAACACGACGCGAAAGAUCUGGCCAUGAAGCUUCUACCUCAGCUUGAAAAAUGCACUUGGUCUAGUGAUCAGGAUGGAGGUAUCGUCAUUGAUAAACAUGUCUUGGACCCGAUCUACAUGCCACCAGGCUAUUUUCAGUGCUUACCUAGAUUGUACGUCUGGUGUCUCGGCAGAGCAGCUCGAGAAUGGAUGGAAGAUGGAGGGAGUUUCAAGGACAUGUUGGAGGAUGCGAUCUUAAUCUGGAACGAGCAGAAGCCAGGGCGAUACCCCAAUUACUAUCCUGAUCUCGUAGUUAACGACGAAGACGCAUAA
This is a messenger RNA of Kockovaella imperatae, 711 nucleotides long. RefSeq lists its product as hypothetical. Lineage: Eukaryota; Fungi; Basidiomycota; Tremellomycetes; Tremellales; Cuniculitremaceae. Bases 1 to 711 code for a protein of 236 amino acids. The transcript has 3 exons. The record is from RefSeq and is a predicted model, not a curated record.